UGACAUUUUGCUGAGUCAGAGUACAGUUGGACCUUGACUGCCUGCAAGCGAUGGCCAUGCUCCUGGCCACACAUCCAGGGCCCUGAGGUUGCAGAUGUGGAUGACUGUACACAGGGAAGAACACUGUGCUGGCUGCACUUCCAGUGAUGCCACCAGUGCUCCUGGCUCCCACCAGCUCUGCCCAGAAGUGCCUCUCAGAGGCGGGAAUCGAUGAAGUUUGUCAAGCUGAUGCGUGGGUUUGCUAGAAUUGGCCUUAGAACUAAAACCCCUCAUGUGGCCUUUUCAGAUAUGCAUUUGAGACAGAGUUCUAUGUAGAGGCUGAAAUGCCUGGAAGAUUUCUUGUUUCUGUCACCACUUUUCCUGGCUUUUUGCAUCUCUGCCUGAUUUGAAUGAUGUGAUAUUCAGAGGGACACCUUCACUGAAGUCGUUCUCCAAAAGGACACAUCUGCCCAAAGAUUGUAUAUAUAAUCCAAGAUGGCGGGUCAGCCACCAGAAGACGCUGCAGAGUCUCAGGUCUCUGACGAGCUCGAGUGUAAGAUCUGCUAUAAUCGAUACAAUCUGAAACAGAGGAAACCCAAAGUGCUGGAAUGUUGUCACAGGGUUUGUGCCAAAUGCCUCUAUAAGAUCAUAGACUUUGGGGACUCCCCGCAAGGUGUCAUCGUCUGUCCCUUCUGUAGGUUUGAGACAUGCCUGCCAGAUGAUGAGGUUAGUAGCCUGCCCGAUGACAACAACAUCCUCGUGAACUUGACUUGUGGGAGCAAAGGCAAGAAGUGCCUGCCAGAAAACCCCACUGAGCUGCUGCUGACCCCUAAGAGGCUGGCCUCUCUCGUCAGUCCUUCUCACACUUCCUCCAACUGUCUGGUUAUAACCAUCAUGGAGGUGCAGAGAGAAAGCUCCCCAUCUCUGAGCUCCACUCCUGUGGUAGAAUUUUAUAGGCCUGCAAGUUUUGACCCUGUUACCACCGUGUCGCACAACUGGACUGUGUGGAACUGUACUUCCCUGCUGUUUCAGACAUCCAUCCGGGUGUUGGUUUGGUUGUUAGGUUUGCUCUACUUCAGCUCCUUACCCUUAGGGAUCUACCUGCUGGUCUCUAAGAAGGUCACCCUUGGGGUCAUCUUUGUUAGCCUCGUCCCUUCGAGCCUGGUUAUUCUGAUGGUGUAUGGUUUUUGCCAGUGUGUGUGUCAUGAAUUUCUAGACUGUAUGGCACCUUCUUAAUUGAUAUUGCAAACUAAGAAAUUUGACACACAUUGCUAUGUUUCAAAUUAGGUAAUUUAUCAAAGAUUUUAUAUUCUCUAUGCUUAGACAUAUUGGCCAUAUGUCUGUGGUCCAUUUUUCCAUCAAAUGUUGACACAGUGAGUUUUCAUGUGUGCUGGAAGUACAAAUGUUUAUUUCUAUUUAGGUGUUAGCAGAGAAGCAAAAAUAUGUAAGCUAAGCCUUCAUGGAGCUCUUUGCAUGAGUCUUCACAGAGAAUGGUCAGGAUUUCACUCAGCCCUGCUUGGUGGACCCUGAGGGGGUGGGCAGAAGUGUUAGCCUGCAGUGGAGUCUUCAUGGAAGGUUAGGAGUGACCUGAUUCCUCUUCUCAUCAUCGUUGAUAAUCUAUGAUGCAGGGUGAACGCAAGAGGAGAGCUGUUCCAAGACACAUCCACUAGAAAAGGGAGCACCCCCCACGGCUCUGUUGUUGGGGCUCCCCGAGUCCCCCUCAGCUGUUUCUCUUAGAAGUAAUGCUGCUCUGUGGGGGCUGCUACUUGACUUGAGGUGCUUGUUUCCUUUGCACGUGCUCCCUUGUCAAGAGGAAGCUGGGUGGGCCUCAUUCCCUUGUGUGGUUUUAAUCAAAUAUCUGUCUGCCACAGUAUACUAAAGAGAACUAAAAACAUUAAGCCAUUUGCAUGAAAGGAAACUUCAUGACAGUAUGGCCACUUGUCUUUGAGACGCAGCCUUUCCCCAUAUUUAUUUCCUCUCUCCUCUCCUCUCUGAAAUUCUCACAGAGCAGUUAUAGUUCAUGAAAAUCUUCAUUUGCAUCUUUCCUUAAAACAUUUCAGUUUAGUUUUUUUUUUAAACUACAUGGUUCACUUAGCUCCACCCCUUAUCCUGAGAGGGCUUCA
Molecule: messenger RNA, 2102 nt
Organism: Myotis lucifugus (little brown bat)
Lineage: Eukaryota; Metazoa; Chordata; Mammalia; Chiroptera; Vespertilionidae
Gene: RNF182
Product: ring finger protein 182
Exons: 4
Coding region: 475-1215 (246 amino acids)
Source: RefSeq, a predicted model, not a curated record